Notechis scutatus (mainland tiger snake) is the source of this 685-nucleotide messenger RNA. Lineage: Eukaryota; Metazoa; Chordata; Lepidosauria; Squamata; Elapidae. The record is from RefSeq and is a predicted model, not a curated record.
UCCUGUCUUAUACACUACCUUUUGUUCUGUUCAGUUCAGGUGAAUUCCGAGGAUUUGCGCCUAACUGUGUAUGAUGAGACUGAAGGGAAGUGGAGGCUACUGUGUUCUUCUUCCUCUGAUGCCCAGGUGGCAGCUCUUAGUUGCGAGGAGAUGGGAUUUGUCAGAUCUCUCUCCCAUUCGGUCUUGAAUGCAGGCAGUGCAGGUGCCAAUGGAACGUCAGGCUACUUCUGCGUGGAUGAGUCCCGCCUGCCUUUUGUGCAAAAGCUGAGAGAGGCCAUUGUUGUCUGUGAAUGUCUGACAGGCCGGAUCCUAGCAACUCUUUGCCAAGACUGUGGACGCAGGAAGUUAUCCGUAGACCGGAUUGUAGGUGGCCAAGACGCCAGUGUGGGUAAAUGGCCCUGGCAAGUCAGCCUACGUUACGAUGGGACACAUCUCUGUGGCGGCUCCAUCAUCUCAAAUGAAUGGGUAGUUACAGCAGCUCACUGCUUUCCAGAGAGGAAUCGUGUCUUGUACCGCUGGCAGGUCUUCAUGGGUGCCGUAUCUCAGCUAUCCAUAAGGGGCCUGCAGAUGGACAUAGCCAGCAUUGUGUACCAUGGUGGAUACAGACCCUUUGUGGACCCCAAUAGUGAAGAGAACAGCAAUGACAUUGCCUUGUUGCGCUUGGCCACACCACUCUCCUUCAAUG